GUUCCGCCCGGGCCCGCGAGCUGUGGCCUCCCGGAUCCGGCGCCCGCCGCCGCUCAGCCGGGCCGCGACCCCGCAGCCACGCGCGGCCCUUGGCGCUAUGGACCCGGCGCUGGCCGCGCAGAUGGGCGAGGCGGUGGCGGAGAAGAUGCUCCAGUACCGGCGAGACAAGUCAGGAUGGAAAAUUUGCCGGGAAGCCAAUGGAGUCUCGGUUUCCUGGAGGCCAUCUAUGGAGUUUCCAGGGAACCUGUACCGGGGAGAAGGCAUCGUGAAUGGGACGCCAGAGAAGGUGUGGGGCUGCGUUAAGCCACUUGCUGGGACCCUGAGAGACCAGUGGGAUGAGAAUGUGAGCAGCUUUGAAAUUAUCGAAAGCAUCACGGAUACGCUGUGUAUCAGCAGAACCGCCACCCCCUCGGCCGCCAUGAAGCUCAUUUCCCCCAGAGAUUUCGUGGACUUGGUGUUGGUCAAGAAGUACGAGGAUGGGACUCUCAGCUCCAACGCUGUGAACGUGGAACAUCGGUCAUGCCCCCCGAGGCCGGGGUACGUGAGAGGGUUCAACCACCCUUGUGGUUGCUUCUGCGAACCUCUGCCCGGGGAGCCCGGCCGGACCCACCUGGUCACAUUCUUCCAGACUGACCUCAGCGGGUACCUCCCACGGAGUGUGGUGGACUCCUUCUUCCCCCGCAGCAUGGCUGGCUUCUACGCCAACCUGGAGAAAGCCGUGAAGAAAUUCUACAGCUGACGUGCUCGCCCGCUGGCCCAGAACUUGCGUCGCUCGUCACAGAGCUCCAGGUGCUGGGGUACCGCUUUUCCCUCUGUGGAAGCCGCUUGGGGACCGUUCGUCUCCCAAGACGCCGGCCAGAGAGGCCCCCCUGUCCCGCUCCUUCUCCUCCCACUCGGGGCCCCCUUGGGGGACCCGCCCCGGUGCCCUGUCUGCCGGCUGUCCGCACACCUCCUCCAGCCGGCACACCCAGCCCUCCAGCCGCCGCCGCCCACAGGGUGAUACUCCGCGGUCCAAAUUUCCGUGCCAGUCACUGUCUGAG
Molecule: messenger RNA, 1040 nt
Organism: Panthera uncia (snow leopard)
Lineage: Eukaryota; Metazoa; Chordata; Mammalia; Carnivora; Felidae
Gene: STARD5
Product: StAR related lipid transfer domain containing 5
Exons: 6
Coding region: 98-739 (213 amino acids)
Molecular function (GO): lipid binding
Source: RefSeq, a predicted model, not a curated record